AUGACAGCGUUCUCGGACCAGCGAGGAUACACGGUUGCCGACAACUCCAAGAGGUCGGUCCUCUCAGCUGUAGACGUAGACGGCUUCCAACAAGUCAUGCUACACCGACGAGUCAAGGCUUCCGUCGGUUCGGCAAAAACCGGUAAGUUGCGUGUGGUGGCCAAGCCUCCUAAGAGGAGGGCUGUUUUUGUUUCUCGAUUGCAUCAAGAGACCACCAGCGACAAACUAUUAGAAAUUGUGUCUAGUGCCCUAGGAUGCCAGAGCUUUUCUUGGACGAAACUGGCAGCUAGGUACCCAAACCUAAAUGCUCGGAGUGCAACCAAUGAAUCGGUAGUGCUUGAAGGUGUUCUAUCGACAUUCAAAUAUUAUGUGGUAGUUAAAACGGAAACUUUGCUGCACAGUCCAAUACCUGAUAAUGAUGUUUUCGCUCAUGGUUUUAAAGUAUUCCGAAGGAACCGUGGUUCAAGAGGGGUCGGGGUCGCUCUUUUGAUCAGGUACACCAUUUCAUGCACACUUAUUGAGCACGGCCAGGACUGUGAAAAGGUCUGGACCUUUAUACGAUUUGGUUUCCAAUCAAUGCUUGUAGGAACAGUAUACAGACGUCCCCAGGCCAGUAUUGAUGCCUUACAGAGUUUAUUCGAGUUUCUUCAAACUGAAACCAAACGCUUUUCACGUGUAGUAAUGACCGGUGAUUUUAAUCUGCCAGAUAUAAAUUGGAAUUACGUGAUGCCCAAUGGUAUAUGCAAUCAGUUUAGGCUCCUUGUUGAUAUUGUUUUCAGUAACUAUAUAAGUCAAGUGGUCACGUGCCCCACGCGUGUGUCAGAUGGUAAGGAACCCUUGCUUGAUCUCGUGUUUAUAUCUGAGGUUGUUACCAGAAGUGUUCUUGGCGUAUCAUUCGCGGAUGGCAUAUCUGAUCAUGUAAUUGUUGUAUGUGACCUAUCUGCACCUCAGGAUGUGCACAAUGAAACCGAAACAAAAUAUUAUUGUAAUUUCAAAAGGGCGAAUGAUAUCGAUAUUGUAGACUUCUUGGAAGUAGCUCUAGACAGAUUUCUUGUGUUUUAA
Messenger RNA from Ixodes scapularis (black-legged tick), 1062 nucleotides. RefSeq lists its product as uncharacterized. Bases 1 to 1062 code for a protein of 353 amino acids. Gene Ontology annotation, molecular function: catalytic activity. The transcript has 2 exons. NCBI's taxonomy places the organism in Eukaryota, Metazoa, Arthropoda, Arachnida, Ixodida, Ixodidae. The record is from RefSeq and is a predicted model, not a curated record.